UUUUGGUGGUAAAGUCUGUAGCUCUCAUCGCUGCGUUUCAUUAAGCGGUCAAUCCGGGGCCACAGAGCGGAGAGCUAUUUGAAUUCUGUUUGGGACACGAUUAGCAUGGAUGCCUUCAGAGCUGCCGCCUUCGCCGUCCUCCUUGUUACCUGCCUGUUGGAUUUACCUUGUAUCCAGCCAGCUGCUAUCGUCCCUUCUCCGGUGCCGAGAAGCAACAAGGGGGGCAGGAUGCCAAAAGAUGGGAGGAAGGCAGCCACAUUUCUUAAAGAGAUAUUACCAUCUUCUACCAGCCAAAGCCAUCACCAAGAUCCGAUGAAGCCCUGUGCUGUUGUGCCCCACGAGUAUAUGUUGUCUAUUUAUAGGACUUACUCUGCAGCUGAAAAACUCGGGAUAAACGCAAGUUUUUUCCGGUCUUCAAAGUCUGCUAACACCAUAACCAGUUUUGUGGACAGAGGACAAGACGAUCUCUCGCACUCUUCUCUGCGAAGACAAACGUAUCUGUUUGAUGUCUCAACUCUUUCGGACAAAGAGGAGUUAGUGGGAGCUGAAUUAAGGAUAUUUAGAAAAGUGCCCGGGGAUUUCCACAUGGCUCACACAGGUCUGUACGGUAUUCAAUUACUCCCCUGUCGUUCAAAACAGCUACUGGAUUCAAUAACUCUUGAUCUGCAGGAUGCUCGCAGACCCGGAUGGGAAGUUCUAAAUGUCUGGGGAAUGUUUAAAAACCGCCAACACUCACCACACAAGAACCAAGUCUGUUUCCAGCUAAUGGCAAAUUUAGAAAGAGAAGUGGACUUAAGGAGCCUUGGCUUCGGCAGGAAGGAGCGUCGGCAGCAAGAGAAAGCGAUUCUGGUGGUGUUCACAAGGUCCAAGAAAAGAGAAAACCUCUUUAGCGAAAUUAAAGAAAAAAUAAAGUCUUCUCAGAAUGCCGAAGAUAAAAGUGAAUUUCGGUUCAAAACCAAGCGGAAGAGAAGGACUGCCUUUAACCGCCAUGGAAAGCGACAUGGUAAAAAGUCCAAGUCAAGGUGCAGUAAAAGACCGUUGCAUGUAAAUUUUAAAGAGCUUGGGUGGGACGACUGGAUCAUAGCGCCACUGGACUAUGAAGCGUAUCACUGUGAGGGCGUGUGUGACUUUCCUCUCAGAUCGCACCUAGAGCCAACAAACCACGCUAUAAUACAAACGCUAAUGAACUCAAUGGACCCCAAUUCUACACCGCCCAGUUGUUGUGUGCCUUCGAAACUAAGCCCCAUCAGUAUUCUAUACAUUGACUCUGGCAAUAACGUUGUGUAUAAGCAGUAUGAAGACAUGGUAGUGGAAUCGUGUGGCUGCAGGUAACAUUUUCCCUGAAGAAUAAACUAAAAAAAAAAAAAAGAAAAAAAAAAGAAAAACAAGGACUCCUGGGCAAGUCGACUUUGAAGGUGGAAAUAGUCUCUAAACUGUCUAAAAGCACAAACUAAGGCUGAUUAUGUCUUUUCACCUUGGGUGCCUCUUGAAUAUCCAAAAGGGAUCGCAAUUAAUUUAAUGCAUUCUUUCAUAUGCGACAAGUAAAGAUAUAAAAACCGUAUCUAUUGCUAUUCAAUAUAAGUUCAUAUUUAGGUUUCUAUUAGUAACCAAUCAUUUAUAAUAGUGAAUCUCAAUUUUAAUUUUACGUUAAUUUUGCCUGACGGUGGAGACUCGCCAGCAGUUACACAAUCACAACUAAAUAAAUACAAUGUUUAUAGUUAUCUCCCAUUGUGUUUCAGAGUAUAGAUACAUACU
This is a messenger RNA of Polyodon spathula (Mississippi paddlefish), 1755 nucleotides long. RefSeq names its product growth/differentiation factor 6-A-like. Gene Ontology annotation, cellular component: extracellular region. Gene Ontology annotation, molecular function: cytokine activity; growth factor activity. Bases 106 to 1332 code for a protein of 408 amino acids. The transcript has 2 exons. The record is from RefSeq and is a predicted model, not a curated record. Lineage: Eukaryota; Metazoa; Chordata; Actinopteri; Acipenseriformes; Polyodontidae. Gene Ontology annotation, biological process: BMP signaling pathway; SMAD protein signal transduction.